Molecule: messenger RNA, 3603 nt
Organism: Nothoprocta perdicaria
Lineage: Eukaryota; Metazoa; Chordata; Aves; Tinamiformes; Tinamidae
Gene: TCOF1
Product: treacle ribosome biogenesis factor 1
Exons: 18
Molecular function (GO): protein binding
Source: RefSeq, a predicted model, not a curated record
GGGCAGCGGGAGCUGCUCGCCCUCAUCCACCAGCACCUGCUGCGCGGCGGCUACGCGCGGGCGGCCCGCGAGCUGCAGGCGCAGCUGGGGCAGAAGCUGCUGCCGUCCCUGGCUGCCUCCCUGGAGGAGAUCUUCACCCACUGGCAAAGAACUCCCUCGAAUUCCAGGAGAAGAAAGGCAAGUGAUGUGGAGGCAGCCGUCCCAGAAAAGAUCAGAGUUCCUGAUCCUGUGAGCAGCUCCGAGAGCUCAGAGAAAGAAGAUGAUGAGAGAGAGAAGACCAAAGCUGUCAAGGCCAGCGUUCCCCUGGUCACCAACUCAGCAGUGAACGUAGAAAGCAGCGAGGAUGACGACUCCUCAUCAGAAGAAGAGGCACCAUCAGGAAAAGAAGUCGUGACAGUGAAGCCAGCUGUGGUCAGCGGCAAAGCUGCCAACUCCCUGCAUUCUCCUAAUAAAACUGCUACUCCGGCAGACAAGGCAGUGGUGGCCUCUGCUGUGCACAGAACUGUGGUGUCAAAUAAGAAGCCCAAUACAGCAGCUGUGUCUGCACCUCUGGCCAAGGCUGGGCAAAAGCCACCCAGUCCUGAGAAGCUGGGACCCCCAGGAGCCACCUUGGGCAAAGGAGGUCAGAGCAAAGCACCAGAAACGACGAAGGCGCCAGAGAGCUCCGAGAGCAGCAGCUCUUCAGAGAGUGAGGAAGAAAAGGAAACACCAGCAGUGAAUUCAGCAGCCCCCAAGGCGGAGCUGAAGCAGGCAGCUGCGGCGGCUGAAAGCAGCAGUGAGGAAUCGAGCGAUGAGACAUCCUCCGAGGAGGAGCUCCCACCUUCAGCAGUCCAGGCAAAACCAGCUGUGAAAGUAGUGCAGGCUAAUGCAACACCUGUGAAAAGCACACCUGCUGCUCCAGUGUCCACCAAGAAGAAAGCAGUAAAGCCAGCAGCAGUGGCACCAAACCAGGCCAAGCCUGGACCAGCAACAGUUCUUGGGACUGCAAAGGCUGAUGACACUUCAGAGAGCAGCGACUCAUCAGACAGUGAAAACGAGGAACCCGCAUCUGGAACCCAAACAAAGCCACCUCCAAAAUCCUCCCCGGCCACCCCAUCCCCAGUGAAACCAACCCCGGCAGCGUCACUCUCCAGCAAAGCAGCUCCAGCAAAAGCUCUUCCAUCAGCCCAAGGGAAGGCGGCACCAAAACCAACAGUGCCAAAGCAGGGCAAAAAUGGCCUGCAAAGGACUGCUGUUGGCACAAAGGCUGCUGAAAGCACGGAACCAGCGGAGAGCACCGACUCCUCAGACGGCGAAGAGGAGGAUCUCUCUGUGCCCAUAAGCCAGAAGAGAUUAACAGAACAGCCUGGACAAGUUCCCAUCCCAGGCGAGGCUGCUGAAGUUGGAGGACCUGAAAAGCCAGCGGGAGGCACCUUGAAAAGCCAGACCUCUGAGAGUGAGAGCAGUGACUCUUCUGACAGUGAAGAAGAGACGCCCGUGGCACAGCAGCGGCCUCCACCAGCUGUGAAAACCAACGCUGUGCCCAAGCCAGCGGGUGGGAAGAAGGCACCAGCUCCAGCACCGGUGCCAGCACCAGCCCCUCCGCCUGCCGAGAGCAGCGACGAUUCCAGUGAGGAGUCCGAUUCGGAGGAGGAAAUAAUUCCCCCUUCACAGAGUCUGACGCAGCAGAACGUCAAAGCAGGCAGGGCUGCAAGCACAGCGGCUGCCAAGGCUAACGCCACGCUGCCCCCGGGGAAGGGCAUCCAAGCCGCCGCGCCGCCGGCUUGCAGAGUGUCCGAGAGCUCGAGCAGCGAUUCCUCGGAGAGCGACCUGCUUGUGGGAGAGGCCCUUCGUCCUCCAAGCCCAAAGCAGGCAGCUCCUGCAGGGAAAGCACCUCCAACCAACGCUGCUGCUCCACAGGCUGCUUCAGUGCCAAGAAACCCCACUGCUGUGCAGAAGAAGCCAGGGCUGCAGCCUGCCCAGGACACCAGGCUGAGCCAGGCCACGCUGCCCACCCAAGCAGAGGAGACCUCAGACAGCAGCAGUUCCUCCGAGAGUGACAAGGAGGAGACGCCCAAACAGGUCUCCAAACCUGGUGUGCAGCAGAAACCAGGAGGGACUGAGCCAGCCCACAGCUCCUCCUCAGAGUCCAGCGAGGAAGAAGAAGGGACAGUGUCACAGUCCCUCCUCACAGGCUAUGUGGGCCUCUCCAAGGUCCCAACAGCAGCACCUCAGACACCAAAGACGGUUCCUUCCUUGCCUGUAGGCAAAACAGGACAAGCAAAAGCAGCAGUGCCUGCUCCUAACCCGCCAGCCAAGGCCCCUGUAACCGCAGCCGACAGCUCCAGCAGUGACAGCAGUGACUCCGACACGGAUGCUGAGCAGGCGCCUGCAGUCCAGAAAGCAGAGGACAAACCCCCUCCAGGGCAGGAAGCCGCAGGACCUACUGGCAAAGAGAAAGCAGCCGGGAAGACAGCACCGAGUCACGGCAGCCUCAAAGCUUCCCCAGGCAAGAAAGCCCUUGCAGUGAAGCAGAAUGACACUGGGGCAAAAGGGACACAAGGAAACCCGUUGCCAUACGCCCUGCUCUCCAUCCCAGAGUCAGAGGAGCCCAGCUCAAGCAACGAAAGCGAGGCUACCACUGCCGCCAAAAUCCCUGCAGUGCAAACGGUGGAAGAGAAGAAGAAGAAAAAGAAGGAAAAAAAAGAAAAGAAGGAAAAGAAGAAACCGUCCUCCACGGCUGACAAGGCUGUGAAAGCGCCCAAGAGCAAAGACAAGGAGAACAAGAAGCAGAAAGCUUCUCAGAAGCGGAAAAGGCCAGGAGAGGAGGAUGGAGCAGUUGGGCAGCCCAAGGAGAAGAAGCGGAAAGGGCAGGAUAGUGAAGAAGUGCCCAAAAAGAAAAAGAAGAAAGCAGCUGGUGACGUGGAGAAGCUACCAGGGAGCAAGGACAAGAAAAAAUCCAAUAAAAAAAAGAAGAAUGGAAAAGAAAAGAAGAAGAAGAGCAAAAAAGGAUCUUCAGAAGGGGAGCCGGUAGCAGAAAGCUCUGCUGAAGGUCACAAGAAGAAGAAGAAGAAGAAGAAAACAACCGAGCCUGAAGAAUUAUGAAAAGGUACCGUGGCCCUGUCAGUAAGGAUUUAUGAAUGAAGAUCAAGCAGAAGAGAGGAAAAGGAAGCCCAACAGGAGAAUUCCAACUUUUUUUUUAAUAGUAAUUUAUAACUCCUCCUUUUAACUGUGACUUUUAGAGCAGAGUGGUGUAACUUUCUGCCUCCUCCUGUCCUGCUGGGGCCUGGAGAAGUGUUUUACCUCCCCUGCCGAUGGCUCACCCGUUGCACUAGAACUGAACUAAAGGAGGCAGUUUGACCAGAGAAGAGCCAGCUUGCAUAGACUGCUUUCCUCCUAGUUGACACCCAGACAUCCCUUUUUCUCUCUCUUCACAGAGCUAUAUUUUUAAGAGAAACUUUUACUCUUUCUUUUUUCUCCCUUUCUUCCUGUGAUUUGUGGUGUCGGUCUUUUUGCUACCCAUGGAGAGAGCUCUUGGGUUUACUUUUUAUUCUGACACUGGCGACGACGAUUCUCCCUUCCCUGGAGUUGUGCUGCGCAGCUGUGCCCAGCAGCUGCUCUUGG